AUGCCUGUACUCAGCCUGAUGCCUGCCAGUUGACUCGAUGCCCGCUGUUGAUCCAGAUGAUCCGGUACCUGAUACGGUGCCCGCUGUCGUGCCAAUUGACUCAGAGCCCGCUGUCGUACCUGGUGACUCGGUGCCCACUGCCUUGCCAGAUGACGCGGUGCCCGCUGGCGAGCCAAAUUACCUGAUGCCUGGUGACCCAGUGCCCGCUGUCAUGCCUGACAAUCCGGUACCUGAUGACCCGGUGCCCACUGUCGUGCCUGUUGACUCGGAGCCCACUGCCUUGCCAGAUGACGCGGUGCCCGCUGUCGAGCCAAAUGACCUGAUGCCUGGUGACCCGAUGCCCGCUGUCCAGCCAGAUGAUUCAAUGUCUGCCCCAGUGCCCGCGGUCAUGCCAGUUGACUCGGAGCCCCACUGCCUUGCCAGAUGACGCGGUGCUCGCUGUC
Messenger RNA from Staurois parvus, 443 nucleotides. The record is from the annotation of a GenBank genome assembly. NCBI's taxonomy places the organism in Eukaryota, Metazoa, Chordata, Amphibia, Anura, Ranidae.